Molecule: messenger RNA, 1966 nt
Organism: Capra hircus (goat)
Lineage: Eukaryota; Metazoa; Chordata; Mammalia; Artiodactyla; Bovidae
Gene: NOPCHAP1
Product: chromosome 5 C12orf45 homolog
Exons: 4
Coding region: 58-636 (192 amino acids)
Biological process (GO): box C/D snoRNP assembly
Molecular function (GO): box C/D methylation guide snoRNP complex binding
Source: RefSeq, a predicted model, not a curated record
CCAGGCUUUUUCCUGCAUCCGGGCUUGAAGAGGCCGCUGUGAAGGCCAGCGAGCAGCAUGGAGGUCCGCGGCGAAUCCCAGUCCGGCCCGAGCUGUUCGUCGUCCUCCCGGGAUGGCUCCGGGGUCUCGGUCUCCAAGGAGUUGCUGAUGGCAGGGAGCGGCGGCCGCGGAGGUAUAUGGGACAGGUUGCUCAUCGACUCCAAGCCUAAUUCCAGAAAGAAUUCUACUCUUCAAACAGUUCGGAUAGAGAGGAGUCCCUUAUUGGACCAAGUACGGACCUUUCUCCCACAGAUGGCUCAGGCAAACGAAAAGCUAAGAAAAGAAAUGGCAGCUGCACCACCUGGUCAUUUCAAUAUUGAAAAUACUGAUGAGACUCUUGGACAAGUUAUUCAAAUGGACGUGGCCUUGUUUGAGAUGAAUCAGUCUCAUUCGAAAGAAGAGGACAGUUCAGAAGAGAAUUCACAAGACAGUUCAGAGGAAGGUUCAGAGUCUGAGGAUGAAGAUGACAGCACCUCUUCCGAAGGUGAAGUCACCAUAGAUAAUAUUAAGCUUCCUCAUUCAGAAGACGGAAAAGGCAAGAUAGAGGUUCUGGACAGUCCUGCUAGUGAAAACAAAGAAAAACAGGGAAGUAAGUGAUCUGAGGAACAGGUGAUAGAUGCCUGCUAAUUCUGUGGAAAAGAGUGUGAGUCACUAGUUGUUUUGCAUUUCAGAUACCUAUGGUGCUUUUUUGCAAUAUUGAAUAUACUUCGUUUCUUGAAGAAACAGAAGCUGGCUUUUAAAGAGCUGGAAGAGAUAGCAUUUGGGGAUCCUCUAAGAGCACACUGUAUUUGCUUUCAUGCUAAAGAGUUUGUGUUAGAAAGCUUAAUUUUAUGUAUGGUAAUGAGUGAGUUUGUUGGCAUCCUUCUUCAUAGCAUAGACUUCAGAAAUCUCAAACUUAUUUUAAGAUAAAAAUAUAUAUCACCUGUUUGUUUUUACUUUAAAUCGUCCACUUGGAUAAAACGACCUAGGUUGGUUUUUAUUUUUUAAGUUAUAAAGUCAGACUUAUUUAUUACCAUCAAAAUGGGGGUCAGUGAGGGAGAAAUCUUUUAAAGAAGUUUUUUACAAAGAAAAUAAUUACUUACAUUUGGCCACCCUCAGACAUAUCUACUUUCAUUAAAAAAAAAAAAAAUCCUUUCCAGUUUGAGCUGGAAAACUGGUGUUUUGUGGUUGAAUCACUGUCGAUGACUCUGCAGCCCCUUAUUACAUACUAAUAUGUAGAAUUUUUAUAUUUCUCCCUUGCCACGGCUAUCUCAUAUGAUACAACUAUACAGUUAAAGAAGUCAUCUAAGUUCAGUUCUCUGAAUUGUAUGUAGAAUUUACUUUUUGGUUUUGUUUUUUGUUUUUCUCAUAAAGCAAUGUUUUUGUUUGUUUCAACUAUUGAAAUUAUUCCUCACAGUUUCCCAGUGUUGAAAUCUGUAGAGAAUAGGGACACCCUAAGAAAAAUAGGGCACAGUACAUAAAAAGAUAGUAAUUGGUUUUCCCUUUCAAAAGACAAAAUGAUCCUACUUUGGAGUCUCCUUUCUGCCUUAUUCUUGACCUUAUUAAACUUGUUUGGGUUCUUAUUUGCCAUGGAACUGGCUUUGCUCAGGAUGUAAACUAGAGAAUUUAAAGGAAUGUCUCCAAGUGCAUUGAGCUGCUGGAACUUUGUUCCCUAAUGUUUUAGGGUGAUUUUUUUUUAACUGUUUUUUUUUUCCUUACUCCUCACCUUAUCCUUGUGAAUACUCUGAAGAUUAUUCUCAAGGUUCUUUCUGGUAUUUCCCAUUGGAAAUUGGAACCUGGCUGUGCCUUAAAAGUGUGCAGAGUAAACAGAUCUGGAAACCAGAUUUCUCAGCUAGAAAAGAUACUAUGUUGUACCUUGUAGCACCAAACACAGUUGUGAUGAAUUAUUGGUGUAAUCAUGUAUUUGAAUAAAUUAAUAUUCAAAUAA